This is a messenger RNA of Paramecium tetraurelia, 1554 nucleotides long. RefSeq lists its product as uncharacterized. Gene Ontology annotation, molecular function: protein serine/threonine kinase activity; ATP binding. The record is from RefSeq and is a predicted model, not a curated record. Gene Ontology annotation, cellular component: cytoplasm; nucleus. The transcript is spliced from 2 exons. Lineage: Eukaryota; Ciliophora; Oligohymenophorea; Peniculida; Parameciidae. Gene Ontology annotation, biological process: protein phosphorylation; mitotic DNA damage checkpoint signaling.
AUGCAAUCUGUCAACAAAUUGUUCGUAAAAUGUCAAUCAGAACCAGCAAAGGAACACAUAAUUUUCAAGACUGAAUUCUUCAAGAACACCAAUCACAAAUCAGUUCUGCUGCUUUUAUGUAGCGAUGAGCACAUAUACAAAAUAAAUGUAAUUUCUCAAUUGCUUAGUUUGUAGAAAUAGAAGAUUUACAAGGUUUCACUUUCGUCUUUGAGAUUCAGCGUAAAGGCCGAAUAAGCUAAUAAGCAAACUCAAAAAUAGAUGAAAGGUGAUGAAUUCCAUACUUAAAUAUACAAAUUUACUUUGGAGAGAGAUGACACAGAUGCUAAUGAAUUUUACAACUUUAACUUCUAAACCAUGUAUUGGUUCGACAAUUUGAGGAACAAGUUAAACAUGCUCGACUAUUAAGUGAACUAUGAUAUUUCUAAAUUAAUCGGUAAAGGAACUUUUGCCUCAGUUUACGAAGCAAAAUCCAAAUUCGAUAGUCAAAUGUAUGCUGCCAAGGCAUUUUACAAGAAAACACUAUUUUAAGAUCCAAAAGGAAAAGAACAAGUCGAAAAUGAGAUUAGAAUCAUGAGGUAACUCAAUCAUCCAAACCUAAUAAACUUGCAUGAAGUUUACGAGAAUAAAGCAUAGAUCUAUCUCAUAAUUGAUUUAGCAAGAGGAGGCUCGCUUGAAUAUGCUCUCAAAGUACUAAAUGGGCCAGUGCCUUUCUUAUCAGCAAAAGUGAUAUUCCGUUAGAUAGUAGAGGGACUCAUUGGAUUACAUGAGAAGAACAUAAUGCAUAGAGAUUUGAAACCAGAUAAUAUUCUCUUCAGAGAUUUUGUUCCCUUAAAAAGAUAUGGAUUGAUUCAUAUGGGGCCUAACAUAAUGGUCAGUGACUUCGGUGUUUCUAGUGUCGUAUAAGAAAAACUCAAUGUCUAUUAAUACACGGGGACACCUGGUUACAUGGCUCCUGAAGUAUUUGAAACUGAGACAGAUCCAACCAAAACAUACAAUGAAAAAUGUGAUAUAUUUUCAUUGGGUUGCAUUUUGUAUUAUUUAUUGAUUGGCAAACCCCUUUUUGCCAAUAAAUAAGCAAAUAUGGAAAUGAAAAUCGAUUGGAUGGGUGUUGAAUAGGAGUUGAAUUCAAGUCAUUCUCUUACUAUGUUGUUGUAGAAGAUGUUAUCUCCAAGUCCUAAUGAUAGACCAUCUUGUAAAGAAAUUUUGGAAAACAAGAUCUUAGAGGUAGAGUAUGGAGAAGAUGGAGUGCCUUUAUUUAAAGACUUCUAGAGACCCAAAAGUAGUCCUCCAAAAAGAUUGAUCUAAGAGGAUCCCCUUAAAAACAAAGGUAAGAGAGGUAGUGUAUUAAUGAACAAUAAGGCCAUCAAUAUGAUGCCGAUCAUGGAAGAGAAACAAAGGGAUUCGGGCAAUCAUAAAUUUACCAAGAGAAAUACUAAUAUGGAUAUCUAGGAUAUGAGAUCGAGCCAAAUAAGUUUGAAUCCCCAAUCAGUGAAAUAAGCAAGGCGUUCAUCUGCAAUUAUUCCUGGAACAGCUAAAAGGCCAUCACAAUAAUGA